Guillardia theta CCMP2712 is the source of this 1789-nucleotide messenger RNA. It is a transcript of the gene CHK2, whose product is annotated as CHK2 DNA damage checkpoint kinase. The record is from RefSeq and is a predicted model, not a curated record. Gene Ontology annotation, molecular function: calmodulin binding; calcium/calmodulin-dependent protein kinase activity; calcium ion binding. Gene Ontology annotation, biological process: peptidyl-serine phosphorylation; intracellular signal transduction; protein autophosphorylation. The coding region runs from base 95 to 1609 and encodes 504 amino acids. NCBI's taxonomy places the organism in Eukaryota, Cryptophyceae, Pyrenomonadales, Geminigeraceae. Gene Ontology annotation, cellular component: cytoplasm; nucleus. The transcript has 20 exons.
AGCUGGGACCCUUCUGGAUUCAGCGCAGCAGGCAACACCAAGUAUUGAUACAGAAAAGAAACACUCGGUCUUUCGGCCUCUGAGGCCAAUCACGAUGCUCCCGAUCUUCAGCUUCUUGAGCAGUGCAGUUAAGCGUGAGUAUGACAUUGAGAGCAAGACUAUUGGACAAGGGAAGUUUGCAAAGGUUUACAAAGCUAGACAUAAGGCAUCAGGCAAUGAGGUGGCUAUCAAAGUGAUCUCCAAGGACAAAUGCAAGAAAGAUGAGGAUCUCAAGAGGCUCCAAGAAGAGAUUGAGAUUAUGAAGAAAGUGAAACACCCCCAUUGCAUUCAGUUUCUAGAAAUGUUCGAUUCAAACAGCAAGCUGUACAUUGUUAUGGAGCUGGUCACCGGUGGGGAACUGUUUGAUCGCAUAAUAGCGAAGGAGAAAUACUCUGAAAAGGAUGCCGCACAUGUCUUCAUUCAAAUCGUCAAGGCUGUCGACUACCUCCAUAGCAUCGGGAUCGUGCACAGGGACAUUAAGCCUGAAAAUGUUCUCUAUGCGAACAUGAGAGAGGACUCUCCUAUCAAGUUGGCAGAUUUUGGCCUGGGGAAAAUCAUUGAUAUUCACGAGCAUGACAAAGUUAAGACGAUGACAACAUUGUGCGGAACUCCAAGUUACUUGGCACCAGAAGUUAUCAUGCGAAAGGGAUAUGGCAUGGAGUGCGAUAUUUGGAGCACUGGUGUGAUUUUGUAUAUUUUGUUAAGCGGCAUGCCGCCGUUUGACCAAACAUCUCCGCCAGCGGUCCUUUUCAGCCAUAUCACAAAGGCCCGCUAUUCAUUUCCGGAUGCGUUUUGGAGUGGAGUCUCUGCGCAAGCAAAAGACUUGAUCAGAAAUAUGAUGCACGUAGAUCCCAAGAAACGAUUCACUCCUGCACAGGUUUUUCAACAUUCCUGGAUGAAAGCAUACAAAGAAGACGAGCUGCCAACUGAACAGCUCGGUGGAGAUGCUGGAAAUGUGCAGGAACGAUUGCAAGAAUUGCAGGUUGCGUCUCGACGAUUGAAGGGAGCUGUGAACACCUUUGCUGCUCUCCUCCGCAUGUCGCGUCCCUUGGCUUCGUUUCCUGAUGAAGGGGAACGGAAAUCUAUUCUAGAAUCGGUCAAAUCCGAUCCGAUCCGGCUGGAGGUUCUGAAGGAAUCCUUUGAUAUGUUGGACCGUGAUCACACCGGUUUCAUCGAUCUGACAAACCUGACCGAGAGUCUGCGAGCGUUGGGGAUUGAUAGGUCGGAGAAGCAAAUCAAAGAUAUGAUGGAUCAUUUUGACGUGCUUCGAAAUGGGACCAUCUCUUUCGACGAGUAUUGCAUGAUGAUGGGGCCUGGGCAUUAUAAUGAGCAUGGAUACUCAAAAUCGAUGGAGAACGAGCUCCGUUCCAUCUUCCAUGCGUUCGACUUGCAACGCACCGGAUCCAUCAACGGUAGAGAGCUUCGAGAGAUCCUGCACCGACUGGGAACGGACUUGAGCGAUUCCGAGCUUGACGCGAUGGUGAGCUCUGCCGAUCGAAACAAAGAUGGGGUCAUCGACUGGGAUGAGUUCAAGCAUUUCAUGUUGUCACAAGUUUACGCGAAUGGGUGAAGAAUGAGGAUGGCGCGGAACUGAGACGUCUAUCUUCUGACCGCACUACGGCACCAUUUUCCACUCGGAGUGCUACUAGGCCGCCGGGCUGCGAUCGCCGAAGGGGCGUCACAUUCCAUUUUCAGUGUUUUUCCUCUUGUUUCUAUACAACUUUUAAUGGAAAUGAAUUUCCAAGACUUC